CCGAUUUAUUUUUCUCACCAACCAAACACUAAUUUCUAAAAUUUUCUCGUCUCUAUAAAAUCUCUGCAUUUCUCUUCAUCCUUCUUCACACCAAGCCCACCUCUGUUUUUUUCUCUGCUCUCUGUAUAUCCUCAAUUCUGAGCUUCAACCUUCAACAAUGGCCGCUGAAAUUAACCAAACAAAGGAAUUCAUUUUCCGUUCAAAGCUUCCCGAUAUUCACAUUCCCAAUCAUCUUCCACUCCAUGAAUAUAUUUUUCAAAACCUCCCCAAUUACGGCUCCCGCCCCUGUUUGAUUAACGGCGCCACCGGCCACGUUUACUCAUACGACGACGUUCAGUUAACAGCCCGUCGUGUCGCCAGUGGACUUCACAAUCUCGGGAUUAAGAAGGGUGACGUCGUUAUGAAUUUACUUCCCAACUCGCCGGAAUUUGUUUUCACGUUUCUCGGAGCGUCGUAUCGCGGUGCUAUCAUGACGGCGGCGAAUCCGUUUUACACGGCGGUGGAAAUUGCCAAACAGGCGAAAGCUGCUAAUGCGAAAUUGAUUGUCACCAUGGCUUGCUUUUAUGAUCGGGUUAAGGAUUUGGCUGAAAAUGGGGUGAAAAUCGUGUGUGUUGAUUAUGCUGUUGAGGGUUGUUUGCAUUACUCUGUUUUGAGCGGCGCGGAUGAAUCCCAUGUGCCGUUUGUGGAUUUCACCGCCGAUGAUGUGGUGGCGCUGCCGUAUUCCUCCGGCACCACGGGUUUGCCAAAGGGUGUUAUGUUGACUCAUAAAGGGUUGAUCACAAGCGUUGCUCAACAAAUCGACGGCCAAAAUCCGAAUCUGUAUUACAAACGCAAUGACGUUAUCCUCUGUGUUUUGCCGUUUUUUCACAUCUAUUCACUCAAUUCGAUUUUGCUGUGUGGAUUACGCGCCGGUGCUGCGAUUUUGAUAAUGCAAAAAUUCGAAAUCGUUUCGCUUUUGGAAUUAGUUGAGAAAUAUAAAGCUUCAAUCGUGCCGAUUGUGCCGCCGAUUCUUUUAGCCAUUGCUAAGUCAUCGGAAUUCGAGAAAUACGACAUGUCGUCAGUGAGGGUAUUGAAAUCCGGUGGAGCACCGUUGGGGAAAAAAUUGGAAGACGCUGUGAGGGAGAAGUUUCCAACGGCGAUUCUCGGGCAAGGAUAUGGAAUGACCGAAGCCGGUCCGGUUCUGACCAUGAGUUUAGCGUUUGCGAAAGAACCGUUUCCGGUGAAACCCGGCGCUUGUGGGACGGUGGUUCGAAAUGCAGAGAUGAAGAUUAUUGAUCCAGAAACCGGCGUUUCGUUGCCGGCGAAUUCCGCCGGCGAGAUUUGUAUCAGAGGGGAUCAGAUCAUGAAGGGAUACUUAAACGAUUUGGAGUCUACGAAGAGGACUAUUGACAAAGAAGGAUGGCUCCACACCGGCGACAUUGGAUUCAUCGACGACGACGACGAGCUCUUCAUCGUCGACCGGCUUAAAGAACUGAUAAAAUUCAAGACGUUUCAGGUGGCGCCGGCGGAGCUGGAGGCUCUUCUAAUCGCUCAUCCCAAACUAUCCGAUGCAGCGGUGAUUGGUAUGCCGGACGAGCAAGCCGGAGAAUUGCCGGUGGCAUUUGUGGUGAAUGCGAACGGCGGCGAAAUCACAGAAGAGGACGUAAAGCAAUUCAUAUCAGAACAAGUGGUGUUCUACAAAAGGCUAAAACGAGUGUUUUUCGUCAACGCUAUCCCAAAGGCUCCGUCGGGCAAAAUCCUCAGAAAAGAACUCCGAUCACAAUUGGCCGCCGGUGUUUACAAUUAAACGCCAAAUAAUUUAUUAUUUUCCAUUUAUGUUUCGUUUGUGAAUUCAAAUUAUGUAUUUCGGAUUUUUAAGUAUAUUUUUUAAAAAUAAUAAACCAAAUAUCUAUAUUGCUUUA
Messenger RNA from Cucurbita maxima (winter squash), 1901 nucleotides. RefSeq names its product 4-coumarate--CoA ligase 1-like. NCBI's taxonomy places the organism in Eukaryota, Viridiplantae, Streptophyta, Magnoliopsida, Cucurbitales, Cucurbitaceae. Bases 158 to 1786 code for a protein of 542 amino acids. The transcript is spliced from 2 exons. Gene Ontology annotation, molecular function: CoA-ligase activity. The record is from RefSeq and is a predicted model, not a curated record.